GGGCGUAGUUUUGUCAUUCGACGGUUUUUGAGAAUACGGGAAAUUCAGAUUACACAAGUGAAUCCCGAGACCCAGCACACAUCGCCGGCCUGCCAUGACGCAAAACUCCGCUAGUAAGCUUAUAAACGGAGAUGCCUUACACCGGACGAAACAAGACAAGAAAGCGGGCGGGAAUGGGUUCGUGAAGAACCAUUGCUUGUUCCAACAGAAGCGACACCGCCGCCCGGCGGAGAAGAGCCAUCAUGCUUCAUGCACUUCGCUUUAUAAAAAGCCAUUUGUGGAGUCGUUUGAGGAGACGCCGCUGCUGGUUGCCGUCCUUACCUACAUGGGCUAUGGCAUCCUUACCAUUUUUGGCUAUCUGCGAGAUUUCCUGAGGGACUGGAAGUUUGAGAAGUGUCAUCUGGCCAGAGAGAGAGAAGAACAGAAGGAUUUUGUUCCACUGUACCAGGACUUUGAGAACUUCUACACCAGGAAUCUGUACAUGAGGAUCAGAGACAACUGGAACAGGCCCAUAUGCAGCGUCCCUGGAGCCAAGAUGGACCUCUUGGAGCGGGUGACACCUGACUACAACUGGACCUUUGAACACACAGGGAAUGUUCUGAAGGAUGUUAUUAAUAUGGGCUCAUAUAACUACCUCGGCUUUGCUGAGAAUACGGGCACGUGUGCUGAUGCUGCCUCUGAGUGCACUGUGAAAUACGGCGUGGGGGUUAGCAGCACCAGGCAAGAGAUAGGAAAUCUUGACAAGCAUGAGGAGCUAGAGAUUCUGGUGGCCAGGUUUUUAGGGGUUGAGUCAUCCAUGGCCUUUGGAAUGGGCUUUGCUACAAAUUCCAUGAAUAUUCCUGCACUCACAGGAAAAGGCUGUCUGAUCUUAAGUGAUGAGCUCAAUCAUGCAUCUCUGGUUCUGGGUGCCCGUCUCUCUGGCUCUACCAUCCGUGUAUUCAAACACAACAAUAUGCAAAGUCUGGAGAAGUUGCUCCGGGAUGCUAUCGUGCAUGGCCAACCUAGAACCCACCGGCCAUGGAAGAAGAUCCUCAUCCUCGUUGAAGGAAUUUACAGUAUGGAGGGCUCAAUAGUGCGACUUCCUGAGGUCAUUGCCCUAAAGAAGAAAUACAAAGCUUACCUGUACCUGGAUGAGGCCCACAGUAUCGGGGCACUAGGACCAAGAGGCAGAGGUGUGGUGGAUUACUUUGGCCUGGAUCCAUCUGAUGUUGACAUCAUGAUGGGCACUUUCACCAAGAGCUUUGGUGCUGCUGGAGGAUACAUUGGAGGAAAGAAGGAGCUGAUUGAUUACCUCCGCUUACAUUCUCACAGUACAGUUUAUGCUACUUCAAUGUCCCCACCCAUCAUCCAGCAGAUUAUCACUUCUAUGAAGUGCAUUAUGGGAGAGGAUGGCUCCACAUUAGGUCAGGAAAGACUCUGUCAGCUGUCAGAAAACACAACCUACUUUCGCAGGAGAUUACAUGAGAUGGGUUUUAUCAUCUAUGGGAACAAUGACUCUCCUGUUGUACCCUUGAUGCUCUACAUGCCAGCUAAAAUCGGAGCAUUCGGGCGAGAGAUGCUGAAGAGGAACAUUGGGACAGUGGUGGUUGGGUUCCCCGCCACACCCAUCAUUGAGUCCCGAGCACGGUUUUGUGUUUCUGCCGCCCACACGAGAGAGAUGCUUGACAAAGCUUUAAAUGCCAUCAGUGAAGUUGGAGAUCUACUCCAGCUGAAAUACUCAAGAAAAAACAGACAUGGGAAUGAAGGAAGUGACUCUUUUUCAUUUCUGGAGAGCCACCAGGAUUAGCACUUUCUCACGAUGGACUGAAUGUGUGUUUCUUCCACCCCAGAGGAAUUUAUGUCUAACUUAAGUGUCAUUUUCAUGUUGAUUCAUUUCAGUGGACACUCUGAAGUCCACCAGCUGACCAAAUUUUUUUCAAAUAUUCAUUUCAUUGUGCAGUAUCAACUGUAGUAAAGAAUUCACGUCACUGUGUUCUGCAUCAGAAAUGACACAGGAGAAAAGUUAAUGCUUUAGUGUCAGGCCUAAUUUAUCCAACCUUCUUCACAGUCUGAACCAAAUGAGAGGGUUUUUGUCUUGUUUUCCAUUUAAAAAAAAAAAAUUGCAAACAAGGUUAAUUUACUCUGGGUUACUCAGUCUUUUUUACUCCAUUUGCAAUGAAUGUUUUUAAUAAAUAAAGUAGAAUUCUUACAAAAUUUAGUAUGAUUUAUGCUUUAAACAAGAAAAAAACAAUAUACCAAUGGAAGACAAACGUAAUUCAAGACAUAUAUUGUUGAAGUCUUAUUAUAUUAUUCAGUUUAGUAAAACUUUAAGCAAAAUUUAAGGAAAUUUAGAUUUUUACUAGAAAACAAGACCGAAAUCCUGAUAAAGAAAAUGUUUUGAGUGUACAAGAAAACAGUGACUCACACACUAGCAGUAUACUUGUACAGCAAGUGUCAUCUUUUAAUGAGAAAUAAGCUUGAAAAUAUAUAUAAAAAAGAGAAAUCUACUUAUGAAGGAGAUAAUUUAUUAUAGUUAAACCGUAAAUAAGAAUGUGAGUUCAUAUCUUUAAAAUAUUGACACAUAUUUAUUAAUGCACAUUGCAGUGUGUCUGCAUUUAACUCAAUACUGCGUUCACAUACUAGCUUUGCGUAGGUCCACAAAUCUUCAAAUAUCUAAUUUUAUUCUUUUUCACAAUACAAAUGAUUGUAUAAGUAAAUUAGCGAUGUCUCAAUUAACUUGUACAAAAGAAUGCUGACAACAUUUCUCUGUUUUGUUUCAUCAGAGCUUUCUGUAUUUCAGUUUGAGUUGUGAUACUUUCCAUGAAUAGGGUACACUUUGGUGUCCCUUAUCUUUAUCCUUUUUUUUAAAGCACUAGAGGAACAAAGUCCAUAUUGCUUUUAAAGAGAAAUCUCCAAACAUUAUUUGGACUUUUUUUUAUUCAAAUUGUUACCCAAGUUAUAUAGAGAGAGAUUUUUCCUGUUUUUUGGCUUUUAAUUUUUUUUUUCAUUAAUAUUUAUUGCUAGAAAAUAACAAUCAUAAAAAUUCUGGGCUAUUAAACUGUAUAUAGACAUGUUUUUGCAAAAAUGAAACAUGAUAAAAAAUAUCUACAGUAAUAUUUAGUUUGACAUCCUUGGGUUCAUAAUAAACAUUUUCUGAAGGUUAAAAGCCUUACACUGGCCAUCUUCUAAAAAUGCAAGACAUCAUUUGUACUCUAUUUGUGGAAGGUGCCUUUAUGUCUUACUUGAAUAUCUGUUACUUGCUGACAGUUUGCAUAUCUCAUGACUAAGUAUGAUAUCUGCACUUACUAAGAGUAUAAUGUCUUAGCCAGGGCAUUUCACAAAGGCUGAGGGCUUUCAUUGAGCCAACAGAAAUAGACUGACAUUGUUCACUCAGUGUUUCAUUCUUUAUAUCAGCUGUUAACGGACAGCAGUGAAAAAUGUUUGUGUUGCCUUUUGUAUUGUUAUAUAGUUGCUUUUGAUUUGCUAUUUUUAAGUUAAAUCUUUAAGAACUUGUGUUCUUGUAACAAAAGUGCUAAAUACGGGUCACUGAUAUGAAAUGUAGAGCUCUUGUCUGUUUGUAUGAUGAUGAUGUGGCUUAUGAAUGCCUGUCGGAUGUACAUUUAGUUUUUUUCUUUUUUUUUUCUUCCUGCAUUCCCUUUUGUGUUCUUAAGUCUUGUUCUUAAUCGGAAAGGCAGCUCUGAAUAUGUCUCUGAUUGCAGAUGUAUGCAAGUGAGAGCUACUAAUGACUGUUAAGAGAUGCAGAUAUGACGUUGGCACAUUGGCUUUAAGCAGCCUGUAUAAAUGCAAGUAAUGCCACUGAGCUGCAUUUGACUGUGAAACCAAAAGGCAUUCCACAAUUUCUGUUUGUUUGUUUCUUGUACAUUCUGAGUUGCAGUUUUCAUUAAAUAUACAUACUGUCACAUGCAAGAAACUGAAAUUCUUUGAACAUGACUGAUCAUUUGUUUCUGAAAAUAAUUAAAUUACUUUUUCUCCA
Cyprinus carpio (common carp) is the source of this 3973-nucleotide messenger RNA. It is a transcript of the gene sptlc2b, whose product is annotated as serine palmitoyltransferase, long chain base subunit 2b. Gene Ontology annotation, molecular function: serine C-palmitoyltransferase activity; pyridoxal phosphate binding. NCBI's taxonomy places the organism in Eukaryota, Metazoa, Chordata, Actinopteri, Cypriniformes, Cyprinidae. Gene Ontology annotation, biological process: sphingosine biosynthetic process; ceramide biosynthetic process. Gene Ontology annotation, cellular component: serine palmitoyltransferase complex. The record is from RefSeq and is a predicted model, not a curated record.